This is a messenger RNA of Notothenia coriiceps (black rockcod), 3563 nucleotides long. It is a transcript of the gene nufip2, whose product is annotated as nuclear FMR1 interacting protein 2. Gene Ontology annotation, cellular component: nucleoplasm; cytoplasmic stress granule. The record is from RefSeq and is a predicted model, not a curated record. Gene Ontology annotation, molecular function: RNA binding. Lineage: Eukaryota; Metazoa; Chordata; Actinopteri; Perciformes; Nototheniidae. The transcript is spliced from 4 exons. The coding region runs from base 700 to 2322 and encodes 540 amino acids.
AAUGUCAACGAGCCGACUAGCAUUUGCUAGCUUUUAACUCCGCUCAGAUUGAGUGCUGAGCAUACCAGCUAGAUUUUAAAUCAAACUAUUUGCCGUGCCCUGGGUAAUUUGAGAAACGUCACAGCGGGUGAAUGGCUAACCUAUUGGACCGACAGUUAGCCACUGUUGGACCAGAGACCAUGUAAUACGUUAGCUAGGUGGCUAGCUGACGUUGCGUGACAGUUGUCGCUGGUUUGACAUAUCGGGGAUUGACCUUGUGCGCCGGUUUCAACACUCGUUUUCUAUGGCAAAUACUACUAAAUACUUUCAGAAAUCCGACUGGGUCACCAUGUGUUAUAUAUGCAUUAACCAGUAUGCUUGCAUGGUGAUUCGCGUUGAACAGUAGGCAGAUAUCUACCUGAUUCAUUUCAACAUGCUUGUGUCCAGUUUAGGAAAGCGAGCCGGCUACACUGGAAUGUUCUGAGCUGCCAUUUCCUGUCGGCCAUGUUAGAAUAUCACUGCGAGCUAAUGCUACAGUUACCCGGCUACUAAAUACUUUUUCACAACCAAGGCAUUAAAAAAGUAAACAUCAGUGAGGAGGAAGGGGAGAGGAAUCCACAUCUGUCUGAUACUGUUCCUAUAUCACAUACCCCCAACAACAAUGGUAACAGACAUGCAAGUAAUACAAAUGCGAAGCAGAAAUCCUCCCAAAAGCUGUACAUGACUGUUCCAAAAGUGAGCAGCAAAGGACUGGACCUUAACAAGAAUAUGGACCUUAAAAAUGACAAGGAAAAGGCUCUGGAUUUGAAUCAUCAUGAGAGCCAACCUUUGGAUAAAAAAGACUCUUUGUUGCUUCAAAAUGGCGUUGUAAACUGUGGCUUAAUUACAAAUGGCUAUUCUAGCAAGGACAAUGAUGGCAGCGGCUCUGAGGGUGGAUAUACUACUCCGAAAAAACGCAAGGCCAGAUGUAACAAUGCCAAGAACACUGAUAAUGUGAUAAGAGAAAAGGAAAAAGACAUGCAGCAGGGCAACACUACACAAGAACACGUGGCUUUUAAUGUGGAGACAACUGAGAAGGGGGUGACUUCUAGACUUGAUGGCUUUAGAGCAGCAAAUAAAGUAGAAGCUCAGUCAACUGCUCGACGGGCUGUUGUAUCAGAGGCUUCAAUGGGUGAAUCUCAGAGGAAAAACUCUGAUGGCAAAACAGCUGGCACUUUUGGUAAAAAGACUGAGGAAAGGCACAAAUCCAAGCUUUCCUCACCUUCAAAAGAGGACUCGUGGACUUUGUUCAAGCCCCCUCCGGUGUUUCCUGUGGACAAUAGCAGUGCAAAAAUUGUUCCCAAGAUCAGUUAUGCAAGUAAAGUGAAAGAGAACCUCAACAAAGUAGCUCAAGGUGGAGGAGAGGCACUGCCUCCUCCGGUUAGACUGUCACAGGUCCCCAUGUCUGCUAUGAAAACUAUCACCUCAGCUAGCUUUACUAAUGGCCCUGUUUCUGGAAACGGAAAUGGCUGCCCAUCAGUGGGUACCUUCUUUGCUCCUGCUGCUAGUAGUAUUCCACCAGCCCCAUCUAUUUCAAGUGGCGAGAAUGUAGCAUCUCCUUUGGAAAGUAACUGUAGCUCUACAACCAGUCCUGUAGAUGGAGAAGCAUACGAGCUUAGAAAGUGUACUCUUUUAAUUUACCCUUUAAAUAUGCAACCUGUGCUCCCUAGUGCUCGUCAUCUCGACCCACCGGCUGCUCAGACAAAUCAGAAAGCCCUGGGAGAUAUCUUCCAGAAUCAGUGGGGGCUUUCCUUCAUCAAUGACCCCAACUUGGGUCCAGAAGGAGGAGGAGGUGGCCAGGUGCCUGCAGCGGACAAGACUACUGUGGUCACACCUCAAAGCGAGUGUCAGGCUGCUGCUGCCAAGGCUGCCCAGCCAUGCUUUGAUGUGAGCCCAUCUUUUUUAGAGCCUGGCACUUUGGCUCAAAACCCAGAGAAAAGGACUUGUGCUCCUUGCAAUGCGUCUAAUGCUUGUUUUCCUGCGUGUGUGAUGAGUGACGAGGAUAUCAAGCUGCAACCAUGUAGCCAGCAGAAGACAAAAGUUGAGGCCAAGGGUGCAGGUUCUGCUGUUUCUGCUGCCGGUGCUAAGCCUGCACAGGGCCAGCUAACCACUGUGUUGUUUGGCUCAUCCAAACAACAGGCUCCCACUAAAGACAUUGGCAGGAGCUGCAGCUGGGGCUCCUUCGAUAUUAAAGCUGCUGUCACUUAUCACACUAAAGAAAUGGAAUUCAUUUUCAGCCUGCAAAAACAAGAUCCAAAAAGAGUGGUGGUUUAUGAUGAGACCAAGGACGGACCUGAUCAGUGAGGUACUUACAGUACUUUCCUUCUGCUCUUCUGGGUGCUGCGAUUAUCUACCUGGAGUCCUGAAUCCUGUUGGACAGAUAAAGUGACAACUGUGAAAACAUUGAUAGUUUAGCAUGACAGAUUUUUCCUUGGAAUCUCUGAUGGAAUAACAGACUACUUUAGGGGACACACACACACACACACACACACACACACACACACACACACACACACACACACACACACACACACACACACACACACACACACACACACUCUCUCUCUGGAGGGACGUUAGGAGUUGAUCGGUGCCUCUCCAACACGACAACUGAGACUUUGGAGCUGUGCUAGUUGUUUGUCUCAUGGCUCUUAAAGGAUGAUGUUUGGGAGUUCAACAAAAGGAAGGUGUCAUGGAUUGCACCUCCCUAAGCCUUUUUCCUGUUGAACUGCAGCAGCCGUCAGUCUGACUUUGGGAUGCCUCAGUCAUUUCUUCUUCACGCAUUCAAAUGAGUUCAUUGUAGAUAUGUUAGACUUUUUACAUACACAUCCGUGUGCAAGCUUGAAUCUAUCGUGGAGGAAAAGGAGAACACACUUUGCAAAGAAUGCCUUGAAGUUGUGGAGUUCAGAUCUUUGGAAGCUCAAAGGUGAGGUCCCAUCCAGGAAGGGAGAACCUUGUCUUAAGUCCUCAAGGCAAUAUCAGAGCCCAGGAAUUCAAACACUUGCUUUUUUCUUUUUCUACUUGCCUGUUUGUCUGCCCUAACAUUAAUGUGUUAUCUGCCCUGCAGUAUGACCCCAGAGCACAGGUACAAGAGUGCCCAAUCUGAAGGAAAGCGACGCCCCUUCAUUUCAUUUUUACACCAGGUCUCCGUUAAAAGCAAAAAUAUUUUCAUCUUAAGGCUUCUAGUACAUUUCAUGCAGAUUGAUAUGAGGUCAGGUCCUAAAUUCCGACUCAUUUAAAUAUAUACCUUCUAGUAUGUGAAUCCUUGAUUUAGGAAUUAACUGAGCGAGCAAGAGCUACCAAUGAGCUCUUUGUUCAGCAGCAAGACUCAGGAUGUCCAUACAGAGGUUUUUGGGGGUUUUCUUUCUAUGUCCAAACUGUUCAAUUCCUAUUGUCAAAGGAACAUGUGUUGCAUUCUACGACUGAUUUUUAUUUCUGUUUUUCUGACUCAGCAUCUGGUCUUUUACUUCUCUGUCUUACGGCAUUGUAUUUCUUGCAUGUUUACUGGAGGGAAUGAACACGUCAGAGGUUCAUCGCCAUACAAA